Eucalyptus grandis is the source of this 1278-nucleotide messenger RNA. RefSeq lists its product as uncharacterized. The transcript has 7 exons. Lineage: Eukaryota; Viridiplantae; Streptophyta; Magnoliopsida; Myrtales; Myrtaceae. The coding region runs from base 1 to 1278 and encodes 425 amino acids. The record is from RefSeq and is a predicted model, not a curated record. Gene Ontology annotation, molecular function: DNA binding.
AUGGAGCAUUACUCCAUCGGUCAUGGUCACCUCCUAGUCUUCAGAAAUGAAGGGGACUCCGUUUUCCAUGUGAUAAUAUUCGACAAGAGUGCUUCGGAGAUUGAUUAUCCCUCGAGCAUCGGAAGUUACAGAGCGAGCCCUGAGGGUGAAUUCCUCUCUCGAAAAGAGGAAAAUGUCGUGGAAAUCGGAGAUUCAGAGGGUUUCGUGCCUCGUUCUUGGCCAAGUUCGAAGGGCUUGUCACGAGAAUUCGGAGGUCCAAGUUCUCUCACUGCACUUGAAUUAGCCAGCAGAUUCGAAUCAGACCAUCCAUUUUUUAAAGUAGUGAUGCGACCUUCUUAUAUUCAGAAAUAUUUGUGCGUCCCUUGUAAAUUCUUCGGGAAACAUGUUCAAAAGAACAAGCAAUUUGUGACUCUUAGGUACUCAGACAGAUCAUGGCAAGUGAAGCUGAGGAGCUAUGAACACAGACGAAUGGCAUUUCUCUCUACUGGUUGGUCCUCAUUCAUGAGAGAAACUGGUCUUCAUAUAAGUGAUGUCUGCGUGUUCGAGCUCAUUGAUAGGGAUGACAUUAUGUUCAGAGUCUCCAUGUUCAACAAUGAUGGUUGGAUUGAAAUCAAACAGUCUCAAUGCCGAGAGAGCUCUUUGGAGCCCUCUUUUCAUGGUUCUCUAUGUCUGAGCCCUGUCAGUACUCAUGAAAAAGCUAGCGGAUUUGAAUCGGACCAUCCCUUUUUCAAAGUGGUGAUGCAGCCUUCUUAUGUUCAGAAUUAUUUGGUUAAGUGGAAACAUGUUCAAAAGAACAAGCAAGUUGCGACUCUUAGGUACUCAGACAGAUUGUGGCAAGUAAAGCUGCGGAGCUAUGAACACAGAGGAAUGGCAUUUCUCUCUAAUGGCUGGUCCUCAUUCGUGAGAGAAACUGGUCUUUGUCCAAGAGAUGUCUGCAUUUUCGAGCUCAUUGAUAGGGAUGGCACUGUGUUCAGAGUCUACAUUUUCAAAAGUGAUGAGCAUUCCAGUGAAUUCUUCAGGAAACAUGUUCAAAAGAACAAGCAAGUUGCAACUCUUAGUUACUUAGACAGAUCUUGGCUAGUGAAGUUGAGAAGCUAUGAUCACAGAGGAAUGGCAUUUCUCACUAGUGGUUGGCCCUCAUUUGCAAGAGAAACUGGUCUUUGUCUAAGAGAUGUCUACGUGUUUGAGAUCAUUGAUAGGGAUGACAUUGUGUUCAGAGUCUCCAUUUUCAGCAGUGAUGCUAAGGACCUGAUUUAUGUUGAUUUAGAUGAACACUAA